AUGGAGGAGACAGAGUCCGAGUCCUGCACUGUGUGUGGAGAGAUAUUCACUUUCCCUGUGGUUCUCAGCUGCCAUGCCUGUGGAUGUAGCUUCUGCAAACAAUGUCUGGGGGAGUUCUGGGAGCAGCAGGGUUCUCAAAUUUGUCCUAUGUGCAUCCUAAACGAUCCUGGACCUGCUCAGAGAACAUGUGAGGAACAUGGUAACAAAUUCUCCCUCUUCUGUGUCACGGACCUGCAGCCUAUAUGUACUGAGUGUCGUCUCACAGGUUAGCAUGUCGAACACAGGGUGUACCCUAUUAUCGAGGCUCUGGAGGACUGCAAGGUAUUUUAUAUUUAUUUUAUUUUAUAUGGCCGACCUUAAAGAGAUUGAACGGGAUCUUAAGCACUUACAACUUUGUAACAUAUUGUACGGAUUGGAAUUCGUAACAUAUAAGAAUCGCAUUUUUUUAAAUGCAGGACGUAACAUCAUACGAAAUGGAUGGCGUUGUACACAAUUGUGCACAAUUGUCAGGGGACCCGUUUCGGCUCAUUAGCGUUAAUUUCUAAACUAGUGGCUGAAAUUAUACAAAACCUCUCUAGCAUCACUUUAAGUUAUGGGUUGUUUGUAUCUCAUGCAUGAUUUAUACUCAAUGUUGAGUUACUUAAAAGGUUGGGUCAGAACAUACACUUUAUCAUACUCUCACACUAAAAAAGAGCCCCUGCCACCAUUCCUCCCUGGGUCAGUAUGAAGUCAGUCACUCGCAUAGAGUCGGCUAGAAGGCACACUAGGACCAAAGCCUGUUUUAACAUGGCCAGCGCCAUUGAGGGCUUUCACAAUUUUUAAGUAGUAAACUAGGUGGGACUUGCUAUGGGUUAAGCCGUUAAGGAAUGAUCACAGAAUUCCAUCCAGGUCAGCAGGAGGGGUAAGCCAAAUAAUUAUACCCCUGAGCAAACAUUCUAUAACUGCAGGUGGCAGUAAAUCACCAACCUUGGCUUCAUAUCUGUUCAGACUCCAGCACAGUAGGUGGUGUUUAGCACCUUUUUAGUUUAUUUACAAACUGCCAAUACUCUCAUAGAAGUAGAAAUUGACUACUUUUAAAUGGUGAUAGCCCUCAAUGACGCUGCCCAUGCUGUCAACGAAGCGGCCAUUGCAAAGAUAGGAGAUGAGCUAUCUAGUACAUCUCUAUGGAAAUUGAUUGUGCUCAGAUCUUACAUCCAGUCAGCAGCUAGAUGUUACUCCCCUCUAGUGGAAGGGAAAUGUAACUAUCAUCAACAUGAUUCACUGCCAAGUGUCAUGUGACUCACUAUAAGUUUAACUGUCUAACUUCAUAACCAAAAAACGUAGGCUGUUUUACUACAAGUGCUAUUUGCAUGUUGAAAUGUCACAGGUUUGCUUUUACUUUUUCUAUUUUUUUUUGUGUGUAAAAUAAGUGUUCAUUUGCACAGCAGCAUCUCGGUUGAUCAAUGUCACUAUAAAGUUCACACUUGAUUUACAAAGCUUGCAGUAAAAUAAAUGUCAUAGGGGCCAAGACUCAUACGCCAUUUAGAGGAUCACUGUAACCAUAUCUGAGCCAUUGCAGCCUGUUAUAGAUACAUAUACAGUAUACAGGAUACAGCUCCACAUACAGCUCCAGCCCUGAGGUAGAAUGGAGGCCAAAACUCUCCUGGAGAACAAUUCCACCUGUCCUGUAUGUAGAGGGGUCUUCGGUGUGCCAGUUAUAUACAGCUGCAAUAACAGUGGCUGUAGUUUCUGCAAACCCUGUCUGGAGGAGUUCUGGGAGCAGCAUGGUCUUCCAAAUGGACAAUGACCCCAAGCAUACUUCCAAAGUUGUGGCAAAAUAGCUUAAGGACAACAAAGUCAAGGUAUUGGAGUGGCCAUCACAAAGCCCUGACCUCAAUCCUAUAGAAAAUGUGUGGGCAGAACUGAAAAAGCGUGUGCGAGCAAGGAGGCCUACAAACCUGACUCAGUUACACCAGCUCUGUCAGGAGGAAUGGGCCAAAAUUCACCCAACUUAUUGUGGGAAGCUUGUGGAAGGCUACCCGAAACGUUUGACCCAAGUUAAACAAUUUAAAGGCAAUGCUACCAUACCAAAUACUAAUUGAGUGUAUGUAAACUUCUGACCCACUGGGAAUGUGAUGAUAUAAAUAAAAGCUGAAAUAAAUCAUUCUCUCUACUAUUAUUCUGACAUUUCACAUUCUUAAAAUAAAGUGUGGAUCCUAACUGACCUAAGACAGGGAAUUUUUACUAGGAUUAAAUGUCAGGAAUUGUGAAAAACUGAGUUUAAAUGUAUUUGGCUAAGGUGUAUGUAAACUUCCGACUUCAACUGUAUAUGGGACGGCUGUCAAUCCUUUGGUCCUUAAAUGAAACUCGUAUACUUUUUUAUUUAUCACAAUUUUCUUUAACCAAUUAUGUUCUUUAAUGCAGGGCCGACAGACAAGUUCCUUAUUUUUUCCCCCUUCCACUUUCCUCUUCCAUUUUUGCGGUAAUGCUGCAAUUAUUUGGUUGUAAUUUUGAGCAGACAUUUCCAUAUGUUUUUGUUAGCUGCAUGUGCGACAUAACUCAUCCAGUCCUACCUAUGAUAUAAUUUAAGAAGAUUAUACCUUUUUAUCAAUCAGUAUAUUUGAGUUUAACCACAAUUUUUGUUGCAUUAUUUGUUCUGUCGUUUCUGGAGGAUUACAUUGAAAUUGCAACCAACUUUCUAUGGCUUGUUUUAGAAAUAGUGAUAUUUGGGAGAUGAUUUCCUUUUCAAAUAACUGAAAUUGAGAGGUUGUAAUCUGAAUAAAGGGAAAAAGGCCAUUCUUGAAGAUGGGGUGAGACAAUCUUACUAAUUUGCUAGAGAACCAGUUCGGAUUUAAGUAUAACUUUUGUAUGACUGAAGCUUUUAGUGAUAGGUCUAAUGCUUUAAUAUUUAAUAAUUUAUGUCCUCCAAAUUCAUAUUCAUUACUCCAUGACUUAAUUUGAUGCUACUUUAAGGUGAUUUGGCCAAAAAACGUUGAACAUGUGCUGUACUCCCAUUGAAUUUUAGCUAGUGGUGGCUAAUCUUAGCUGACGUUUGUAGUGCCUGUUUAAUGACAUCCGAACCAUGGACUAAAGUUUCUCCUGGCUAAUAGACUACUUUCAGGGUUAGGAACCAUCUAACAUUAAGUUGUAAACUACUGAACCUCUUGGUAAUAAAGAUAAGGCUAUUUAUGUCUCAUGCAUGAUUUAUCCUACAUUUUGAGUACCUUAAAAGGUUGGGCAAUUAACACCCCGUUUUUAACAUAUUCUUUUUAACCCCUGCCCCCAUUCCUCCUUGGGUCAGUGUGAAGUCGGUCACUCAUGUCAGUCUCUUCAGUCAGCUAUAUUGUAGGGUGGGGUGAACCACCAUAUGUGGGCUCAGUUGAAUGUCUCUGUCAUUGGAUGGCUGUGUGUGUGUGUGUGUGUGUGUGUCAGUAGUACCUCGGUCGGUGUCAGCGCUGGUGUACAUUUGCAUAGUAGCUGGAGUCGAUCUUUGUACAUACUUCAUGUUGCUCUUCAGAAGGGUCGGUCAGGGAAAUUAUUCUCAGUUGA
Coregonus sp. 'balchen' is the source of this 3528-nucleotide messenger RNA. The record is from the annotation of a GenBank genome assembly. Lineage: Eukaryota; Metazoa; Chordata; Actinopteri; Salmoniformes; Salmonidae.